Molecule: messenger RNA, 3133 nt
Organism: Myodes glareolus (Bank vole)
Lineage: Eukaryota; Metazoa; Chordata; Mammalia; Rodentia; Cricetidae
Gene: Ppp1r21
Product: protein phosphatase 1 regulatory subunit 21
Cellular component (GO): membrane; early endosome
Source: RefSeq, a predicted model, not a curated record
UGGAGGAGGAGGCGCGGCGGCGGAGCCGCAGAAGCUGGCAGAGCCCUGCCCAGGAGCGAGUGCGGGGUUGGGGGCGGGGGGCGGGGCUCAGCAGCCCGGGCGGCCGGGCCUGGACGGGGCGGGGGAGGCCAUGGCCUCCGCAGAGUUGCAGGGGAAGUACCAGAAGCUGGCUCAGGAGUACUCGAAGCUUCGAGCUCAGAAUCAGGUCCUAAAGAAAGGCGUUGUGGAUGAGCAGGCCAAUUCUGCUGUCCUAAAGGAACAACUGAAAAUGAAGGAUCAGUCGUUGAGGAAACUACAACAGGAAAUGGACAGUUUGACAUUUCGAAAUCUGCAGCUUGCCAAGAGGGUGGAACUCCUUCAAGAUGAGCUAGCGCUAAGUGAGCCUCGAGGCAAGAAGAAUAAGAAAAGUGGAGAGUCGUCUUCUCAGUUGAGUCAGGAGCAGAAGAGUGUCUUUGAUGAAGAUCUGCAAAAGAAAAUCGAGGAGAAUGAACGGCUGCAUAUCCAGUUUUUCGAAGCAGAUGAGCAUCACAAGCAUGUGGAGGCAGAGCUGAGGAGUCGGCUGGCCGCUCUGGAAACUGAAGCUGCUCAGCACCAAGCUGUGAUCGAUGGCCUGACCCGGAAGUACAUGGAGACCAUUGAGAAACUACAGAACGACAAGGCUAAGCUAGAAGUAAAAUCUCAGACUCUAGAAAAGGAGGCCAAGGAAUGCCGACUUCGUACAGAAGAAUGUCAAUUACAGUUAAAGAAUCUUCAUGAAGAUUUGUCAGGGAGAUUAGAGGAAGCCUUGUCAAUCAUCAAUGAAAAAGUACCUUUUAAUGAUACAAAGUAUCAUCUGUACAAUGCUCUCAACGUUCCGCUGCACAACAGAAGACAUCAGCUGAAGAUGCGUGAUAUAGCUGGGCAGGCCCUGGCUUUUGUUCAGGACCUCGUGCCGGCUCUUUUGAACUUUCACACCUACACGGAACAGAGGAUUCAGAUUUUCCCUGUUGAUUCUGCCAUUGACGCCAUAUCACCAUUGAAUCAGAAGUUCUCUCAACACCUUCAUGAAAAUGCGUCCUACGUCCGCCCCCUUGAGGAAGGAAUGCUGCAUUUAUUCGAGAGUAUAACUGAAGAUACUGUGACUGUCCUGGAGACAACUGUGAAAUUGAAGCCGUUUUCAGAUCACUUAGCUUCCUACAUCCGCUUUCUUAGGAAGAUCCUUCCUUACCAGUUAAAAAGUUUAGAAGAAGAAUGUGAAUCGUCCCUUUGCACACCUGCAUUGAGAGCCAGGAACCUGGAGCUGUCCCAGGAUAUGAAGCGAAUGACGGCCGUGUUCGAGAAGCUGCAGACAUACGUCACUCUUCUCGCCCUGCCGAGUACAGAGCCGGAUGGGCUCCUUCGGACAAACUACACUUCCGUCUUAACAAAUGUUGGCGCUGCUCUGCAUGGGUUUCAUGAUGUCAUGAAAGACAUUUCCAAACACUAUAGUCAGAAGGCAUCCAUAGAGCAUGAACUUCCAACAGCAGCACAGAAGCUGGUAACGACGAACGACUGCAUCCUGUCCUCAGCAGUGGCGCUAACAAACGGAGCCGGGAAGAUUGCAUCUUUCUUCAGCAACAACGUGGACUAUUUCAUUGCUUCACUGAGCUAUGGGCCCAAGACAGCCAGUGGAUUCAUUAGUCCCCUUUCAGCUGAGUGCAUGCUCCAGUACAAGAAGAAAGCUGCUGCCUAUAUGAAGGCUUUGAGAAAGCCUCUUGCAGACUCUGUGCCUUACUGGGAAGCAGUGGCAAACCGCCGGGUUCUUCUCAGCUCCACUGAGAGUCGGGAAGGCCUUGCACAGCAGGUUCAACAGAGUUUGGAAAAGAUUUCUAAACUGGAGCAGGAGAAAGAGCAUUGGAUGUUAGAAGCACAGCUAGCCAGAAUCAAGCUGGAGAAGGAAAACCAGCGGAUGGCAGACAGGCUGCGGAGCACGAGCAGUGCGCACCUGCGCGGGCUGGCCCAGGAAAAUGCCGCUGCAGCCCCUGCUCCCUGCCCGGAGGAAGGUGCAGCUAAGGUUCCGGCAGAACCCUUGCAGAGCACCAGCCUGGUUGGGGUUUUAACCAGGAUGCCAGACAGUGAGGUCCCGGAUGUGGAGUCCCGGGAAGACCUAAUUAAGAAUCACUACAUGGCAAGGAUAGCGGAGCUCACGUCUCAGCUACAGCUGGCGGACAGUAAAUCAGUGCACUUCUAUGCAGAGUGCCGAGCGCUCUCGAAGAGACUAGCCCUGGCGGAGAAGUGCAAGGAGACGCUGACCGAGGAGCUGAAGCUGGCCAGUCAGAGUAGCAGCAGGCUGCAGGAUGAGCUGACGACCACCAAGAGGAGCUACGAGGAUCAGUUAAGCAUGAUGAGUGACCACCUGUGCAGCAUGAACGAGACACUGUCCAAGCAGAGGGAAGAGAUUGACACGCUGAAGAUGUCCAGUAAGGGAAAUUCUAAGAAGAACAGGAGUCGAUAGUUGACGAAGAGCUGGACAGUGACUGUUCCCUCCGGACCGGCUGCAGCUGCUGCCAAGAGUCUCGGGGUCAGACCCCGCAACCAGUGCUGGCGGCCUCUGGGAAGCUGAAGUGCUGUUGGACCUAGUAAACUAGCCAGUGUUGUCCGUGACCUUGAGACAUUUGAAGUAUAUUCGUAAACAGCAAGGCAAAUACAGAAUUUGAUGUUGGCAGUCCAAUGGAAAACAAUAGACAUAUCCAUGGAUAUCGUGGUCUCCUUAUGCUGUUUUUACUGUGCACUUUUUGAAAUUAGGACUUAAUUUCAGUAUAUAAGAACAACAAACAUUUUGUAUAUUUUCAAGCUCGAUUAUAUGGCAAUUGAUCUUGUAUCUGUGGAAUAGAUAUAUGUUUCUGGAUAAAAUGCUUAAAUUGUCAGAUGUCAUUAUUUCCCUGUAUUGUCAUUUCUUCUUAUAAUUGAAAGAUGUCUCAGAUUCUUUUUAAAAGAUUCUCUCUCCUCCCUCCCCUUCCUCCCCCACCCUCCUUCCCUCCAUUCCUUGGGGGUGAUGAGCCUCCCAUCCUUCGCAGCCCAUGGGUUUGCUGUCAUGUCUGCAGCUGUGCAGUACUCUCUGUGUUAGAAUAAUUGCUCAAGGAAAUUCCUGUCAAUAAAUUCCUACCCACACGAA